AAACUAGCAGAGGAGCAGCGCCUCUUAUCAAAACAAGCAGAGAGGAGUCGGUGACCCGCAGGAUCUGCUGCUGCUGCUGCUGCUGCUGCGGUCCCACCUCAACCCCCCUGCAGCUGGUGAUUAUGUGGCCUGGACGGCGUCUGUAACGCAGCAUUUACACAUCUCCCUCCUCAGCUUGGGGGGCCACAUUCCUGAGAGCGUCUCUAUAUUUGUGUCCGUCUGCCAUGAUGGCGUCCCGUGGAUCCCUCGCCGAGCCCCCCCCCCUCCUGCAGCGCGCCUGGCUUCCUGUGAGCAUCAGCGGCUGCCAGCUGCUCGCCAAGACCCGGUUCGCCGAGACGUCGUAUCACAUCCUGCUGACGGACCUGCAGAGCGUCUGGGAGGAGAAGAUGGACUCUGCUGCCAUACAGAGCCGAGCGCAGGAGCUGAACAGGCGUCUGCGAGCUCCGGUCAAAGCUUUCUUCUCCCACCUGUGUGAGGUGGCUGAGCCGUGCCUGUCGGGAGGAGGAGGAGGAGGAGGAGGAGGAGGAGGAGGAGGAGGAGGAGGAGAUAGCGAGGCUCAGAUCUCUCUGACCCGACAGGAGGACGGAGACAUCAACAUGAGGCUGAAGAGCGAGCUGGCCGGUCUGCCUUUCUACUGGGAGUUUCACUGCACCCCCGCCCCCGUCACAGUGGUGUGUGUUCAGCUGGUGCGCCCCCUGCUGGCGAUGAGCCGCCUGCUGCAGCGGCAGGUGGAGCAGCUGGGAGAUCUGAUGGUCAGGAAGGACGCUGAGAUCCAAGACUACAGAGAGAACGGAGCCACACUGACCAGAGAGCGACUGCAGACCGACGCUUUUAACGAGCAAAGCUACACAGAGGACUUCAUGGCAAAGGCUCUUCCUCAGGUUUGCUCUGAGCAGCAGGACUCUCUGGGCUUCAGCAGCGACCUCCAGCAGCUGUACGCCUCCAUCGUUGCCCAUGGCAACACACGGAAACGCAAACUGUCGGAGGAAGACGACGUCGAGGAGGAGCAGCUCGCCUCCUCCGAAGACUCUGACCUCACGCCUUCUUUAGGUGAAGCAGCGAUGAGCGGUGAAGCAGGUGAGACGGGCGGAGAGCAGAGCCAGGCGGACGCACCUGGAGACAAAACAGACAAACCAACAGCACAGCAGUCUUUCUCCCUCUCGUCCGAACCUGCGGAGCGACCGUCCUCCAAACCGAAGAAGAAGAAAGUGGGACUGUUCAGAUGAGCUUCAAGCAGUAGGAAACAAACACAGAGCGUCAUCAUUAACUAAAAACUGCUUUUUAACAUUUGGGAGGAUAAAUGAGAUAAAUGGGUUUUUAAUCUAAUAUCAAAUUCUUCUUUUUAAACACUGGAACUUUUACACUUUGAAGGACUUUAAGUGGGUUUAAUUAAAGUUCAGAUUUGUUCACAUAUACAGAUUUUUAAAUACAAAUGUGUGUCAAUAAAUAUGUUUUUUUAAUGAUUUUGGGAUUUAAGAUAUUAGACUUUAUAUUAAAAUGUCCUGUCACACUCAUUGUGUGUCAGAAACAUACACAA
Scomber scombrus (Atlantic mackerel) is the source of this 1537-nucleotide messenger RNA. It is a transcript of the gene nhej1, whose product is annotated as nonhomologous end-joining factor 1. Lineage: Eukaryota; Metazoa; Chordata; Actinopteri; Scombriformes; Scombridae. The record is from RefSeq and is a predicted model, not a curated record. The coding region runs from base 225 to 1226 and encodes 333 amino acids. Gene Ontology annotation, cellular component: nucleus; DNA ligase IV complex. The transcript is spliced from 9 exons. Gene Ontology annotation, biological process: double-strand break repair via nonhomologous end joining. Gene Ontology annotation, molecular function: DNA end binding.